AUGGAUCCCGCCGCCCUUGCGCAGCUGCUGGGCGCCACGUCGUUCAAGGUGUCUGACGCAGCUGCCGACGAUGGCUCCACUCGUGAUGGCCGCUGGGCGGCGCUGAGUGAGUCCAGCUGCUCAUCCCGCUCAUCCUCCUGCGACGGCUUCCUGCCGCUGCCGGUAGACCUGGGCAUUCCAAACGACGCCACGGCAGGCGCAGUAAAGGCUGAUAAGGAGUAUCGCGAGCCACGGUGCUGGUGGCAUUUCGAGAGGCACUUCGACUACCUGGUCGACCGCAACCUGAGGCCUGUCAUGGACUAUGCGCUGGGCAGGUCGCCGGCGCACUCUAACAAGCACGCUCGCAGCAGGACGAGCGGUACUCCGUACAUGCCCCAGUCGCACGCUGCAGCUUAUUCGGGCAGCAACGGAACGGCUCUGCAGGUGUCCCUGGCUAACCUGGUGCGCAGCUACAAGCUGCUAUGGAAGGAGCUGUUCGGCGGGUACGAGUGCGUGGACAACGAGCGGCUCAGCACGCUGCAGUGCGGCGUGGACAGGGACUUCCAGCAGCUGAUGGACUACGCGACCAGCGCGGAGUCGCCAUGGGUGGGCGCGCUGGUCGAGGAGGUGGCGGCAGCCGCGGCGCCAUUUGCGCCGAGCACUGCGAAUAUCCCCGGAGACUCGCAAAUGCACAUGUCAACUGCCACUGCGCCCACUGGUUCGCUGUUCAGCGAUUCGUCGGCCUCGGCGCCCCUUAGCGCAGCCUCUCCGUCCGACCCUGCGGAGCCGGCGCUGCCCGUGUCGGGCACCACUGCAAAGAGGCAGGCGCGGUUGCCACCACGGUACCAAAGGUCGCACAACGCUGCGGCGCGAAAUGCGCAACAUUGCCCCGGUUACAAGCGUAAGGAGUCCGAGAUGGUCGCUUUAUUGAGGAAGCGGGGAUUCGACCCGUUUUUCGUGUUCUUAGACCAGCUGCUCUGCGGGCUGGAGGGCUGCCGUCUGGGGGCGCGAUACGCUUACGCGACCGAUCUGCUCACCAGCCUACUGCGUCUGAUGCCUGAGCUCAUCUUCCUGCUCAUAGGGCCCAGGACAGGCGGCGGCGAAGGCGUGAGGAAGCGCUGCUACUUCAAGAGGCUGAUAACGCUGAUAAGCUGCUUUCUGAAAUACGUAUGGACUGAGCGUCAGUUCUCUCUGCCCGAAAUUUACCGCGAUGCCUCCUGCGGGGGUGUUACGCCCUUCUACCUGCUAACUGGCGAGAAGGAGCUGGAGACUCGGCACGCCAAGUCUGCGAUGACGGCGACGCUGCUGCACCGGCUCUUCGCGCUGACCCGCCUUAUCGGCGAGAAGUGCAUGGAGUGGGUACUGCUGUCGUGUGAUGGCGGCUUGCCUGCGCGCGCCAUUGGCCAGCGUCUGAAGAGGUUCGUGUACCUGCCCCUGCUGUCGAUAAAGCAGGUCCACGAGCUGGUGAUCCCGCUGAUUGGGCAGUUCACGUGCGUGCACACGUCGCUCGUGGAUUUCGACUACAUGCAGUGGGUGCGUUUGUACCUGUUCCCGCCUCCGCCCGUGUACCGGCUGCGUGCCGAGCUCGUGGCACUCCUGCGUCUGUGCAUCGCAACAACCCGCCUGAGCCUGCGCGGGUGCUGCCGGCGUCUAAACGAGGAGCUGUGCGCCAACAGCGUAGCCCAAUCUGCUCAGGAUUGCGACGAGGAAUUGCUUCGACAGGUGUUUUUGCUGGUGACGGGGCUGUCGUUCUUCCUAGCUCCCGAGUUUUUGAGCACGUGCGUCAGAAACCCUGAAUACUUUUUGGGGAGCUACUUCAUCCUCCUCCCCCACGCGCAGUGCGGUUUGCAGCGUCUGAGCAUCGACACGUUCGCGGAAAGGGAAGUGUACCCGCUGCAGGAGGAGGUGCUGGGCCUGCUGAAGUCCGCGGUUGACGGGGACAUGCUGUCCCGCGACGACCUGCUUGGCUUGAACGACUUCUCCCCGGUGCGCUCCACCAUCCUGAGGCGGAUACUGGCGCUAGCGUGGCACUACGCAAGUGCCCCGUUCAUUCGUGACGACGAGCACGGCGUCCCCCUUCGGCCGGUGGUUGCGCCGCUGGGCGACGCCAAGCACGGUGGCAACACGUGCAGCGGCUGGUGCCGCACAAUGACGCCAUAUUCCGUGCAGUGCAGCGUCGACUUCUUGGGCCACAUGGCGCUCACGCCACUGCGGUUCCGUCUGAGGCGCGUCAGCAUGCGUCCGGUGAAGUGCAUCUUCACGACUGCGGACGAGCUGGAGGCAAAGGUCCGCGCCGGUGAGGAGUUCAUCAACCACUCGCGAGUGGCCGCAAACGACUACGUGUACAUCCGGGGUGGCGUCUCGAGGAGCAACCCCAUAGAGAUGGUCUGCGAAAGCGACGACGUGACGAGAGGCGGCGGCAAGGACUGCGACCUGACCAAAGCACAAGGCCACGAUACAGCGGAACUGCAACGCAGCGGAACCUUGCCCACCAAACGGUGCACACUUGCCUGCAUGCUACGGCUCCACGCGCCCGCUGCUGACCUUCAUAGGGUGGACGACCUGCGGCAGUCGGUGCUUCUGCAGUGCGCUGGCACCCUGACGCGCUACAUGAACAAACACUCUGACCCCAAGAUCCCUUACGCCAACAGUGCGGAAGCCGCCUUCGGCCCGCUGUCGCCCAUAUGGCGCUCGCUGGUGGAGCUCCUGUGCAGCACUAAGCUCCAAGGCCAGAUGCCGGUCCGAGCAGGCUCCGGCGCUUGCGCUAAACGUGAGGUCUUCCUGGGCCACCCGGUCGACAGGGACUUCCUGUAG
Molecule: messenger RNA, 2793 nt
Organism: Babesia bigemina
Lineage: Eukaryota; Apicomplexa; Aconoidasida; Piroplasmida; Babesiidae
Exons: 1
Coding region: 1-2793 (930 amino acids)
Source: RefSeq, a predicted model, not a curated record